AUGUCUUCUCCAUAUCAGUUCGCCGACGAGCCUCUCAUCAUCGACACCCAAUUGCCUGAACUGGCGCCCUCUGAAUCCAGCGACUCCGGAAAUAAUUUAUCCUUCCUAGAUCUCGAUUGUACCGAUCCAAGUUCCCUAUCCUUUAACCCAUUCGAGUGUUCAACUUUCGAAUCUGAAUCCAUAAAUUUUGCCGCCGAACUUCAACAAUCAGUUUCACAGGAGCUCAUCCCGGACACGGGCGUGAUAAAUCAACUAAACGAGUUAAAUUUCUUGUACGCUAAGCUCGAGCAACGUGUUAACGAGCUUGAUACCAUGUGCGCAAAGCUCCAAAAUCAACUGCAUCAACAAUCCAACCUCCAAAGUCGAUUGUCAUCGGUUGAGACGCAUUUAAAACAGCUUGUGGACUGGUAUUUUGGGUUCAAGACCACGGUGAACAGAAACACGGAGAAGGUCGCACUCGAAAUUAGUUCGCUAAAGUUAAGAAAGACGUUCUUUUAG
Messenger RNA from Cladophialophora bantiana CBS 173.52, 498 nucleotides. RefSeq lists its product as uncharacterized. NCBI's taxonomy places the organism in Eukaryota, Fungi, Ascomycota, Eurotiomycetes, Chaetothyriales, Herpotrichiellaceae. The record is from RefSeq and is a predicted model, not a curated record. The transcript has 2 exons. The coding region runs from base 1 to 498 and encodes 165 amino acids.